Molecule: messenger RNA, 965 nt
Organism: Suillus fuscotomentosus
Lineage: Eukaryota; Fungi; Basidiomycota; Agaricomycetes; Boletales; Suillaceae
Exons: 3
Coding region: 1-834 (277 amino acids)
Source: RefSeq, a predicted model, not a curated record
AUGUUCUUUUCCUCACGCUCCAGGUCAUACAGGCCAUUGAGUCUGACACCACAAGAAGUCAUUGACUCUGAGAGUGAUGACGACCACAAAGCAAAGCUGCAUGAAACUUCACGAACUGUGCAGUCUGUGCUCCAUUGGCCUCUUGUCAUCGUAAUCUUCUGCACGUUCCUUAACCUGUUACUGGUCUAUACCCCUGCCUUUCUCCAAGACUCUUCAGUAUUUUCAGACAAACUUAUCACUCGUAAGAAUGUUCACCUUCUUCGUCGUCCUUCACAAUAUAUGCGGUUCGACGAGAUCGCACGGACGUCGCCUCCUAUUCAGAGAGAGUUCACAAGUUUCCCCAUGUCUGUCAGCUUGGUGGAUUAUUCUGCGCCGAGUCAUGUUUUCAAUGACUAUCUUGCGAUGCGCACGACACGUGCCGGCACAAUCUCGCCUGAUGACCGCAAAGUCCACGUUACACAAACUGUUUCAACAAUAUUUCAAUUCAGGGCGAUUGACUGGGGCAUGGAAAAUUGCGAAUUGCACGUCGCCGUUCCGCCUAUGGACCGACCAACUACCCUUGCUUUAUAUCGCCUCAAUGCCACUGUACCAGUUGAUAUUUCAACGUUGUCGUUUAACGUCCGACCACCACGAGUCGCAAAAAUUGAUAACAUAGUGCUAGGGCAAGACAGCUUGGACUGGCACAGAAAACUUUCUUGUGUAACGGACGACGUCCUAGUUUUCGAGUUGGGAUGUUCGGAGGAUGAACCAAGCGGUAGCUGCGAUAUAGAAUGGUGGCAGGCUCACAAGGACACUGCACCAGCUGUCUACAUGAUCCAGCGUUCCACUGUGUAACUUGAUUUUCCUCGAAUUUUUGUCAUCGAGACGAAACAUCUGGCUUAUUUAACAGGUUUCAACAUUUGGUUACAAUCCUGUAUCAUCCUACUUGCCAUCAGCCAUCUUACUCGUGUACUUGCGAAUGUGGA